AUGGCUGUGGCAAGUCUCUGGGCGUCACCCCAAGGUGACCCACGCUGGGGACCCCGAGGGGCACGUUCCCAGCAUCGACCGGAGCCCGCCCAGGCUCUGCUCUGGCUGGGGGGCCGUGCGUGGACGCCGCCAUCGACUCUGCGCAGGGGACAGUUCGACGGCCGCAACGUGGCCGUGAAGCGCCUCUUGCCCGAGUGUUUCCAUCUCGUGGACCGCGAGGUCCAGCUGCUCCGCGAGUCGGACGAGCACCCCCACGUCGUCCGCUACUUCUGCACCGAGAAGGACAAACAGUUCCACUACAUCGCCAUCGAGCUCUGCUCCGCCACGCUGCAGGAGUACGUGGAAAACCCCGACUUUGAUCGCAGCAGCCUGUGCCCGGUGUCUGUGCUGCGCCAGACCAUGUCCGGGCUGGCCCACCUCCACUCCCUCAGCAUCGCCCACCGGGACCUGAAGCCCUGCAACAUCCUCAUCUCCGUCCCGAAUCGCCACGGGAAGAUCCGAGCCGUCAUCUCUGACUUCGGCCUCUGCAAGAAGCUUCAGGGGGGACGACAGAGCUUCAGCCUCCGCUCCGGCAUCCCCGGCACCGAGGGCUGGAUCGCGCCCGAGGUGCUGCAGGAGGCUCCGAGGGAGAACCCCACCUGCGCUGUGGACAUCUUCUCCGCCGGCUGCAUCUUCUACUACGUGGUGUCGGGGGGGCAGCACCCGUUCGGGGACAGCUUGCGGCGACAGGCCAACAUCUUGUCGGGCUCUUUCCAGCUGAGCUGCCUGCAGGAAGAAGCCCACGACAAUCUUGUUGCACGAGAGCUGAUCGUGGCCAUGAUCAGCCCUGAGCCCCAGCGCCGACCCUCGGCCCCCGUGGUCCUGGCACACCCCUUUUUCUGGAGCCCGGAGAAGCAGCUGCAGUUCUUCCAGGACGUCAGUGACCGCAUCGAGAAGGAGCCGGCCGAGGGGCCCAUCGUCGCAGCCCUGGAGGCGGGGGGACGGUGGGUGGUGAGGACCAACUGGAGGAUGCACAUCUCCCUCCCGCUGCAGACAGACCUGAGGAAGUUCCGGACCUACAAGGGGGGCUCGGUGCGUGACCUCCUGCGGGCCAUGAGGAACAAGAAGCAUCACUACCACGAGCUGCCGGCCGAUGUCCGGGCGGCCCUGGGCUCCGUCCCCGAGGGCUUUGUGCAGUAUUUCACCUCCCGCUUCCCCCGGCUGCUGCUGCACACGCACGGGGCCAUGAGGGUCUGCGCCCGCGAGCGGCUCUUCCACUCCUACUACUGCCACAGCCCGGGAGGUGCCGGCGAGUGAGCAGGGACACGCGCCGGGACGGCACCUGCGGCCACUCCUCCUGCCCUGCCCGUACCCGCAGCCCCAUCCCGGGGUCCUUCCCCCCCUCGCCGGGGCGAGCUGGGGCACCAGGACGAGCCGGUCGCCUGGCGUGCCGGGGGGUUACAAGCAGGUCCAGAAGAGACAAGUGCAGGGGGGCACUGGGCUGUUGCCUGGGGGCUCCUGAGCCCAAGCAGGACCCUCUGGCACCCACCUUUUCAAUCUCUGCGGUGGAGAGAGAAGAAAGAAGAAAAUGCACGUUGCAUUUUGCCGAGGGGAGCUGGCACAGCCACGCAGCCAGGCUGGAGCCGGGGCCCUGUGGGGUGUUCGCUGGGGAUCAGGGAGCUUCAUCCCCUGCGUCCUCCCACGCCGUGUCCCUGGAACUCCGUGUGUCCCGCACGGCUGUGACACACCAGUCCUGACACUGGAGAGGCUCCUCCAGCCCCGCGAGGGCUGCGGCACCCCGGGUCAGCUUUCAGCAGCCACCCCUGGGCUUGGACCCGGUUGCAUCAGGGCUGCGGUGCCCCCAGCCCCACAGGGAGGCCUGGGGCCUCCUGCACUAUCUGAUAAUGAAGCUUUUAAUCUCAGCUGGGCUGAGAAAAAGGUUUUCUCCCUUUUGGUCACCAUCAGCUUGUAGUUACAGCAGGGAAACCCUUUCUCACCAGAUCCCUUUCCUCCAAACCCACCUUGCCCGCAGCUCCUGCCGCCUCUCCCGCUGCCCCACGGCAAACGCCCCCCUGUGUGCUGGGUUAGGGGGUGCCCACAGGCACGUUCCAUAGGCACCAGCCUCCACGUGCAGCCCCCGCUGGCUCUGGGGGCAGCUGAGGCAGCAGCUGGAGCCCCUAGGGCAGGCUUCCCCUCGGGAGCAGCAAUGAUUUUGUACACUCUGAUUCCUCCAUGGGCUGGGGUGUGGGAUUCUGUUACCUGGUUUGUUUUCAGAAG
Molecule: messenger RNA, 2256 nt
Organism: Athene cunicularia (burrowing owl)
Lineage: Eukaryota; Metazoa; Chordata; Aves; Strigiformes; Strigidae
Gene: ERN2
Product: endoplasmic reticulum to nucleus signaling 2
Exons: 8
Coding region: 1-1296 (431 amino acids)
Biological process (GO): mRNA processing; intrinsic apoptotic signaling pathway in response to endoplasmic reticulum stress; protein phosphorylation
Cellular component (GO): IRE1-TRAF2-ASK1 complex
Molecular function (GO): protein serine/threonine kinase activity; ATP binding; RNA endonuclease activity
Source: RefSeq, a predicted model, not a curated record